GAUGGUCCUCUUUUGAGCGCACCCUAGGUUUAAGACGAGGUAGCUUACUCUCAAAUACAAAGAACAAAAAAAAGGGGUUAGACGAAGAAGUAGUUGCAGAGACUCCAAGACAGACACGGCGGUGGAGAAGCGAAGAAGAAGAAUCGCCUUUCAAUUCAAUUUGUAUAAUUAUAUGUAAAAGAAAAAAAAAAAAAUUAGAGAGAGAGAGAGAGAAUUGUAGAAUCGAGCGAGUGAUUGAUUGAUUGAUGCUGUAAUAUAAUAAUUAAUUACGCGCGAGGAUGGUUGGGGAUGUGAACGGAACGACGUCGUCGAUGGCGGAGGCGCAGUACGUAGGGGCGAAGACGUCGGUGUGGUGGGACAUAGAGAACUGCCAAGUGCCGAAGGGGUGCGACCCGCACGCGAUCGCGCAGAACAUAAGCUCGGCGCUCGUGAAGAUGAACUACUGCGGGCCCGUCUCCAUCUCCGCCUACGGCGACACCCACCGCAUCCCCGCCUCCAUCCAGCACGCGCUCUCUAGCACCGGCAUCGCCCUCAACCACGUCCCCGCCGGUGUGAAAGAUGCGAGUGACAAGAAGAUUUUAGUUGACAUGCUGUUCUGGGCAGUAGACAACCCUGCUCCCGCGAACUUUAUGCUGAUUUCUGGUGACAGGGAUUUCUCUAAUGCACUCCAUCAGCUGCGCAUGAGGAGGUAUAAUAUUCUUCUAGCACAGCCCCCAAAAGCGUCUGUGCCCCUUAUGGCUGCAGCAAAGACUCUAUGGCUUUGGACGAGCCUCUCUGCUGGAGGACCCCCACUUUCAAGUGGUGAGUCAUCACAGUUUGCUAACGGUUUCCAUACCACUAAUCAUGAAACAUCACAAUACCCAGUUUCUGAACCCAUUCAGUUAAGCCAACCCAUGACGGCCGGCAAUUCUGAAAACCUUUCUUUUGGAAAUCAAAGACCUCCUAGUGCUGGAAGGGUUGGUGGUGAUAACAAACACAAAGGGAAACUUACUCGAAAAUCCACAAAUGAGCCGAGCAUAUCAAGAGCUUCAAGCGUGCCAGUUUCUGUUCAAGAGAGUAAAAACAGUGAUUAUCCUUUCCAACCGGAUUAUACAGAAGCAAAGCAGUUUAAGAAAGCCCCACAUGAAUUCUUUGGCAGUAAUGAGCCUGAAGUCUCUGUAAGUCGGUCUACUCCCAAUUUCUUUCCUGGCAGUUCUGAUACUUCAGGGAGUAACAGUAAUUUUGUAGGAAAUCCACAAAAUCAAUAUCCUCUUCCUUUGAGGCCAAACAACCCCCAUAUGCAACCUUCUUUUGGACAGGGUAAUCUGUAUCAGUCUAACUCUCACAAUCAUGGUUUUCAGCCAAUUCCUCCUAGACCUGAUGGCCCUAGAUAUUUUCCAGCUCCCCACACCAAUGUGCCUGAUAUGGCUAGGCUAAAUAUCCAUGAAAACUUCAGCUAUGCCCCAACUCCUCCUAAUGUCCAUCACCAAUCUAGAGAAGAGUUUAGGCGGCCAAGCUCAACCGAACCUCCAUAUCCAGCUCGCUUAAAUGUACCACAAAAAGGCCAAAUCCUACACAAUGGCCAAACAUUUCACCAUGAUAAUAUGAACAGGUACCCUCGUGGUUCUGAAUAUCUGCCACCGGCAUCCUCCCCAAUGGUUGCUAACGCUGCUUCUAGUAAUGGUGUCUGGGGAUCUCAAGGACGUCCACCACCUUCUGAUUAUGUGCAAGGCCUUAUUGGUGUUAUCCUACUUGCCUUAAACACCCUGAAAAUUGAAAAAAUUAUGCCUACUGAAGCAAACAUAACUGAUUGCAUUCGUUAUGGAGAUCCAAAACACCGCAGUACUGAUGUAAGAAAGGCCUUGGAUAGUGCAAUUGAGCAAAAUAUGGUAGUGAAACAAAAUUUAGGUGCAAUGCAGUUUUAUGUUGGUAAAAAUGGGAAACUGUGGAAGUGUGUUAAUCCUAUGGGUGGUAAUGGGACACAGUACUCAAAAGCAACAUGGGAUGCCAUACAGAAGUUUCUUAGUUCUUCAGCUGGCAGAACGGCAAUGAUGUCUUCUAAGUGCAGAUAUGAAGCAGCCUUGACUCUAAAGAAAUCAUGCUUAGAAGAUCUUGCUUUGGGUGAUGUACUACAGAUCUUGAAUGUGAUAAUUUCCGUGAAGAAAUGGAUUAUUCAUAAUCACUCAGGGUGGCAACCGAUUACCAUUACUCUUGCUGCUGAUAAAGGUUCUGAAACUGGUGAUUGAUUAAAGUAAGAUCAGUUUUUUUACUAAAAAAGUGGCAAGUCUUAAGAUGGUUAUAGGUUCGAGUUUGUUGACACUUAAUUGGAUCUGUUGACUGGAGGAACAUCGGCCACGUUUGAAAGAACUACACUAUAAAAAAAAAAAAAAAUCCAUGUUAGAUGGAACUUUUAGAUUGUGGAUUAGGUAGUGUUAGGUUAUUUGUUUUUACCUUUUUAUCUGCUGGAAACUAGCUCUGGUAUCUACAGAAACCUACUUUUGGUAAGGUCACCUAUUAAACUAGUACAAUUCUCCCACAGCGCGGUGGCUAUAAGCUGCUCUCUGGACCAUAUUCAUAUAUUUUUAAACGUCUGCACUUGAACUGCUGGGCUGCUGUCAGAACAAGUCAACCAUUAGACGUUUGCUCCUUGCCAGAUUUUACUUAAUUGGAGUUAUUCCAUCAUAGUCCCUUUUUUAAAGGAAUUUUAAGAAAGGCUCAAGGGAAGAGUCAUAAGAUUUUGUUUAAGAACAUGAAGUCGUAAGCAAUUCAUACCCGUGGAUGUGUAACAUUUGUAGCUGGCCAGCAUGAUCAGGUUAUGAUGAUUUGUUUUGAUAUAAGGCCUUUGAAUAUAAGCUAUAUUGAAGAUGCAUCCAUAGUUGCCGAAGGUUUUGGAAGGAUCCGUGCCAUUUCAAGUGAAGUAGGGAGGAAUCAUUUCAUGGUCCAAAUUAGAUUCUACAGCAUUUAAGAGUGUACAUGUUGCAACAUCAUUUUAAAAUUUUAAAUGAUGUAACAACGUAGUUAACAUAUACACCAGUAGAUGCCGUGAAAUCUAAUCUAGACCAUGAAAUGGUUCCUCUUCAUUUCACUUUAAAUAGAGAAUUAUCCUGUUCCGAUGGUUUUCAGAUGGCCAUUAUGGCACUGUGGUGGGGUUUGGCGGUUUACUUAACAGAAUCAGAAUGGAGCAAAGCUGAAGAGAAAAAAGAUUGAAGCAACUCCUUAGACAUUAAAAAAGUAUACAAGGGCUGAUCACUUCAGAGUUUCUUCAUGGAUGAUGACUCAUUGUAUUGUUUAUGCAGACAAGUAUGCGCGAAUGUCUACUAUUUUUGGACCAUGGAUGGGGAAGGUACGUACGGCUGGAGCUUUGUGUCUUCAACUUUUGGUACCAUUUGUAUCAAUUAUCUUGCUGGUAGAAAACAAAAGGAUUGGAAGAGCACUGGUGCUAUCAAUUUGAAUAUGUAUCUCUAUUUUCAUUGCCCUUGUAUGGUUUUUUCAGCUCAACGUGUGGCAGCAGGUUGGUUUGGAAAUUGGUCCCAUGAUUGAAAUAUUUUGGGUAUGUUUCAAAUUUGAUCUUGUCACUGUUUAUUUUCUGUUCAGUUCCCUUUUUUUUUUCUUUUUUUUUUUUAGCUCAAAUUUGGGAGAGCGGAUUGGCUUGCUCUCGGACUGAAUAUAUUCUAUGGGGAAUUGUAACUCAAAUAUGGUAUUGGAGCCCUUAUUUAUUAGGAUAGGGGCAAUAUGAUAUGCGUUUGAGUUUGUA
Molecule: messenger RNA, 3733 nt
Organism: Alnus glutinosa
Lineage: Eukaryota; Viridiplantae; Streptophyta; Magnoliopsida; Fagales; Betulaceae
Exons: 3
Coding region: 279-2225 (648 amino acids)
Biological process (GO): regulation of gene expression
Cellular component (GO): peroxisome
Molecular function (GO): RNA nuclease activity
Source: RefSeq, a predicted model, not a curated record